AUGGCGGCUAAAACUAAUGUCAAAGUGUACGUGUACUUUGGAGGUCACAUAAUUCCCGAUGAUUGGGUAGUGCAAUAUAGUAUUGCCCACAAAACAGCAUUUCGAAUUAAACGUGACUUGUCCUUUGCACAAUUUCUGUCAAAGUUGUAUCAACGUCUAGAUGUCGAUGUUAAUCAGUUUGGGCUAAGAGUGUGUUGCAAAUCUUACAUUUAUAAUGGAGAAAGAAUGAGGGAGAUGAUUACCGAGAUGACAACAGAUGAAGAUUUACAAAUGUAUAUUGAUCCGGAUGAAGGGAAUGAGGCAAUCGAAGUAUUUGUUGAGAUUGAACCGAAGUACAUUGAUAGUGCCACACCACAAGUGAGCGUAGAGGCAUUUGAUUUGAAUGAACCAUAUUUCUCACAACCAGAGGUGACUCCGGAUUUUCUGGCGGCGACACAAAGCAUCCCUAAUUAUUGUGAGACUAGUGGAGCGAGAGAGGUGCACAGAGAUUCCCAUACAAUUAACUAUAGUGAACUAGAUCCUGAGUUUACAUGGAUGUAUUAUAGUGAACUAGAUCCUGAGUUUGGCGCUUUAAUUGAGUAUCCUGAGAUAGUGCAUCCACAGCUUUGGUUGUCGAGUUGUCCCCUUAUAUUUUACGAGAGAGUUGAGAUGCAUCGUCCGUAUAGGGUGCUACGUCAGUUUGGUAGGAUACAGCAUAUACCACCACAUCCUACUGAUCACGAUGUUGAGAUUAAGUUGCAUUCUUAUGAUCGUCGAGGCGCAGGAGGUAGAGAUUGGGCUCGUUUUCACCGUAUCUAUGUUGAUAGAUGGCAUGGCCGACUUGAUUCUCCCGUUGACUAUCCAUUUAUUGAGUUUAGUGGGCCUCAGACAGAUCCAGGAUACUACGAGUGGUAUGAGAGGCACACACGUCGUUUGAUAUCACCGAUUGACAAUCUUGAUGAUAUUGGUUUUCAGGUCGGAGACCCGAUUUUACUGGAUCUUGUGGGUAAUCAGCUUAUAUCCAUGAGUCUUGCUGCUAGGGCAGCGCAGGAAGCUAGAGAUUGGGCUCGUUUUCACCGUAUCUAUGUUGAUAGAUGGCAUGGCCGACUUGAUUCUCCCGUUGACUAUCCAUUUAUUGAGUUUAGUGGGCCUCAGACAGAUCCAGGAUACUACGAGUGGUAUGAGAGGCACACACGUCGUUUGAUAUCACCGAUUGACAAUCUUGAUGAUAUUGGUUUUCAGGUCGGAGACCCGAUUUUACUGGAUCUUGUGGGUAAUCAGCUUAUAUCCAUGAGUCUUGCUGCUAGGGCAGUAUCUCGAGAUGACGAUCAGAUAUAUGAUCUGUUUCAGGACAACGCUACACGGAUGUAUGCAGCUGGGACUCAACUUCUACGUAGAGAUGGUGCUUCGUCUAGCUUACCUCCGAUACCAGCCAUACCUCCUAUACCUUCUCCGCAUCGAGAUAGACAUGUUCCUAUGCAUGGAGGUAUGGACGAUUUAUCUACUACACAGGGAUUUAUGGAUAUGUUCGGUGCGUCUACAUCUCAGGUACCCAUAUUUACAGAUUUAGUUGGUCCAUCUACGAAUGAUUACGUUCCAGAUAUGCCAUGGUCCGAUUCUCUAGCUACCCCACAUCCUCCUGCUAUUGAUACUCGGUUCUCUUCAUGGGGUCCACAUUUGGAGCUCAAUUUGGGAUAUUCAAGUCCCCAAGAGCGGAUCCGACCACAGUAUAAUGUUUCCCCUGUUCCAUAUCCACCGGAUGACACCCAAUUUGUUGAUGAUGUACCGGCAGAUCCUGACAUUCGUCGAGAUGGUAGGCCGCGUAGGACUAGACGGGCACCUGCAUGUGGCACUGGUUCACAUAGGCACUGA
Messenger RNA from Erythranthe guttata (spotted monkey flower), 1851 nucleotides. The record is from RefSeq and is a predicted model, not a curated record. Lineage: Eukaryota; Viridiplantae; Streptophyta; Magnoliopsida; Lamiales; Phrymaceae.